This is a messenger RNA of Setaria italica (foxtail millet), 1664 nucleotides long. RefSeq names its product transcription factor RF2b. Gene Ontology annotation, biological process: regulation of DNA-templated transcription. The record is from RefSeq and is a predicted model, not a curated record. The coding region runs from base 230 to 1405 and encodes 391 amino acids. Gene Ontology annotation, molecular function: DNA-binding transcription factor activity. The transcript has 5 exons. Gene Ontology annotation, cellular component: nucleus. Lineage: Eukaryota; Viridiplantae; Streptophyta; Magnoliopsida; Poales; Poaceae.
GGUGCGGAUUCCCGGAAAGACAUGCGCCUCAACCCCACGCCACGCUGCCAAAAGGCUCUCUCUCUCUCUCCAGCGUUCGGCACCCACCAAUUAAAUACCACCCUUCAAACCGCGUAGAAACACCGCGCGACACAAACACGAUCGGGCACCACCGCCACGCCACCGCAUCCACACGAGCUCGCCCGCCCGCCCCCGCGCGCGCGAUACGGUCGGCGGCGGCCGGCACGAAAUGAACACCGCGAACGGGCACGGGCUGAUGCACCACCACCACGUCCAGGCGUCCAUGCCUCCGCCGCCGGCGCCGCAGCACCAGAAGCAGCAUCGGGCGGGGCUGCCGCCGACGCCCCCGCUCCCCGCGCCCGCGGGGCCCGGCUCCCACUCCCUGCACCACCCCGACGCGUGCAUGGACGACAGCUCCGCGGCGGCGCGCGCGCAGGGCGGCCUGCCGCCGCGCAAAGCGCACCGCCGGUCCCGCAGCGACGUCGCGUUCGGCUACUUCCAGCCGCCGCCGCCGCCCAAGAUGGAGGCCGGCGGCUGGGGCCUCCCGGUCGGCGCCGCGGGCGACGACCUGUUCAAUGCGUACAUGAGCAUGGAGGGCAUGGACGGCCUGAACAACUCCGACGGGGACAGCCGCGGGAGCAGCGGCAUGCGCACCAACGGCGCCGACAGCAGCGAGAACGAGUCCGAGGACUACGGCGGCGGCGGCGGUGGCGGCGCCGACAGCCAGUUCCUCCUCUGGGGCGAUGCCGGCAAGAAGAAGAGGAAUGCGGCCGGAGAGCCCGCGCCGCCGCCGCCGGCGAGGCACGCCAGGAGCCUGUCCAUGGACAGCCUCAUGGGGAAGCUGAGCUUCUCCGCCAAUGGGGAGCCCGGCAAGUUCAGCCUCGAGUUCGGCGGCGGCGAGUUCACCCCCGCCGAGAUGAAGCGGAUCAUGGCCGACGAGAAGCUCGCCGAGAUGGCCCUCGCCGACCCCAAGCGCGUCAAGCGGGUGCUCGCCAACAGGCAGUCGGCGGCGCGGUCCAAGGAGCGGCGGAUGCGCUACAUCGCGGAGCUGGAGCAGAAGGUGCAGAUCCUGCAGACGGAGGCCACGACUCUAUCGGCGCAGCUCACUCUACUGCAGCGCGACUCCGCGGGGCUCGCCACCCAGAACAACGAGCUCAAGUUCAGGCUGCAGGCCAUGGAGCAGCAGGCGCAGCUGCGCGACGCACUGAAUGAGGCGUUGACGACUGAAGUCCAGCGCCUGAAACUCGGCGACACAAGCUCGUCCAGCAAUCUAUCUCAGCAAAUGCAGCUCCGUUGCCAGGACCAGAUGAUGGAGAUGCACAAGCAGCAGGGCGAGCAGAUCCCGUUCUAUCAGCUGGAGCAGCGGGAGCAGAAUGGCGCGCCGAGGAACCGUGACUCGAAAUGAAGACGAUUCAGAACAGCAUGCAUCUACAUGCACUGGGUGACACCAAAAAAAAUAUUAGUCCCUUAGAUGAUAUGAAAUUUACAUUUCCUAACCCAUUUGUUUGAAACAGUGAUCGUUAUACUAGCAGCUUAUACUGUGUUUGUCAGGGCAAGGACCCUGGAAGUUUCUGAAUGUUUUCGUUCUUUCAGAACCAUGAUUGUUAUCGGAGUUACUGUAAUGAAUUAAAAUUCUUUUGUAGUAGCGUCAUCUAUUAAUUCGA